UGCUGCUUUGCUGUUUUAGUUUUAAGGCUAGGAGUUGGAGUUGGGGAAGCAGUUAAUGUAACGAAAAAGUUAGGAAAUACCCUUACGGGAUUUUUAUAUAGUUUUACUCUAAAUAUCGCUUUACUGAGGAAUAUCGAAGAGAUGACUAUGGUAGAAGCCUUUAAUGUAACUAGAUCCGAGAAAUCGCUGGGUUUGCUAACAGUUAAAUUUGUGUCUCUAUUGCAAGCAACGCCUGAUGGGGUGUUAGAUCUUAAACAGGCUGCUGAUUUAUUAGCAGUGAGUCAAAAGAGGCGGAUUUAUGACAUAACAAAUGUGCUGGAAGGGAUAGGACUUAUAGAAAAGAAGAACAAAAAUCUCAUCCAGUGGAAGGGUUCGGAAUUCCCACUUCAGGGACCGCUGUGUUCCAUUUCAGAAAUAAAAAAAGAACUAGCAAAGCUAAGAAAAUAUGAAGAACUACUAGACACCCAUCUGCAGUGGUGCAAUCAAAGUGUGAACAAUAUAAUGGAUGAUGAAGAGAAUAAGAGAAAAGCGUAUGUUCUGGACUCUGAUGUCAACUUCUGUUUUGAAGACAAUGUUUUUUUGGCCAUCAAAGCACCCCCUGGAACUCUCUUAGAAGUUCCUGUUGUGGAUCAUAAAGCUGAAAACUCUAAUUCCAAAUACAUGAUUCAUCUCAAGUCCAAGUCUGAUCCUAUUCAUGUGUAUUAUCUCCAACAGGGCUCAAAACUAAAAGAUGUUAAAAAUCUUAGUAAAUUAAAAUCUGAGGAUACAAAUGAAACAGAAUCAGUCUUGAAUCACUCUCCUCCUGAAAAAGUAGAAGUGAGGCCCAAAAACAGUAAAAACAAAAUGUUGACAGAAGAAAUGAUAGAAGCUUCAGUCAUCUUAGGAGAUCUCAAAGAUUUUUUAGUUACCAAUACUGAUAUGGAUGUAUCACCAGCACCAGAUCCUUAUGAAAGUGAUGCAAAUUCACCAUUUUUAAGGCUGAGCCCUCCUCUCAACAGUUUGGACUACAGCUUCAAUCUGGCUGACAACGAAGGUGUCUCUGACCUAUUUGAUGUUCCAACAGUGAAGAAAUAGCCAAACGCAUUCCUAACCAUCAACUAUGUGAUAUACGAACAGUCAAUUACCUAUUUUUUAUGUGUCAUAGUGAAGUGUUAACAUUGAAUUGACAAUAGGUGUUUGUAACCUGAGUAAUGAACCCAAGGACCAACAUUUUUUUUAAAUGUAACUGUGUAAGUCUGGAAAAAUUACAUUAUAAAAUCUAUUACCAUA
This is a messenger RNA of Macrosteles quadrilineatus (aster leafhopper), 1269 nucleotides long. RefSeq names its product transcription factor E2F4-like. Gene Ontology annotation, molecular function: RNA polymerase II cis-regulatory region sequence-specific DNA binding; protein dimerization activity; DNA-binding transcription factor activity, RNA polymerase II-specific. Lineage: Eukaryota; Metazoa; Arthropoda; Insecta; Hemiptera; Cicadellidae. Gene Ontology annotation, biological process: regulation of transcription by RNA polymerase II. The transcript has 8 exons. The record is from RefSeq and is a predicted model, not a curated record. Gene Ontology annotation, cellular component: RNA polymerase II transcription regulator complex. Bases 142 to 1074 code for a protein of 310 amino acids.